ACAGACAAAAGAAUCAAAACGCUUUUGACUUUUUUUCUCGUUCUCUUCUCUGUUGAAGUUCAUGAGUUGAUGAGCUAAGCUUCUUAAAAAAAUAAAAUCAAAAACAGGAAGAAGAAGAAGAUGAAGAGCUAAUCUCUCUUAUUCUCUGAUAUCUCCGCUGCUAAAAUCCUUAAUCUCUCGAUUUCGACGUCUCUGUUUAUUUCCAAACAACAUUUACUUCCAAAUAUCAUUUCUCUUUCGAGUUUCUCUGUUCGAUUUCGCUCUUUCAAUGGCUUCUUCCAUCACGCCCUCAAUUCACUCUUCAAUUCGUCCUUCUCGAUUGCCUUCACUCUACUUAUUGCCUAGCAGAAUUUCACCAAAUCAUGUUUUGCUCCAAGCUCGAUCACGCCUUGCUACUAAAUCCACGCGCUUGGCUUUCUCGCCAUUGCCGGAGAUUCCAAACUCUCCUGUGGCACUUGAAUUCUCAAGAAAGCCGUUGAGAAUCGCUGGUUGGAGUCCAACGAUUAGGCAACGAGGUUCUAUUGAGCUUCCCGUAGUUAAGGCUGCAGCUGCUGAUUCCGAAGGACAUGUGGAGCCUGCUAAAAACUUUGGUGAGAGAUUUCCUGCACUGCUUACAGGUUUCUUCUUCUUUAUGUGGUACUUCUUAAAUGUCAUUUUCAACAUAUUGAACAAGAAGGUCUAUAAUUAUUUCCCGUAUCCAUAUUUUGUAUCAGUUAUACAUCUCUUAGUUGGAGUAGCAUACUGUCUUGUUUGUUGGGCUGUUGGUCUACCAAAACGUGCACCAAUUGACAGAGACCUCCUGCUACUAUUGACUCCAGUUGCAAUCUGUCAUGCCCUUGGACAUGUCAUGUCUAAUGUAUCAUUUGCAGCUGUUGCUGUAUCUUUUACGCACACCAUCAAAGCUCUAGAGCCAUUCUUCAAUGCUGCUGCUUCUCAAUUUGUGCUGGGCCACCAAAUUCCUUUGUCCCUAUGGUUGUCAUUGGCUCCAGUAGUCAUCGGUGUAUCACUGGCAUCAUUGACAGAACUUUCCUUCAACUGGAUUGGGUUCAUAAGUGCAAUGAUUUCCAACGUUGCAUUUACCUACAGAAGUAUCUAUUCUAAAAAAGCAAUGACUGGCAUGGACAGCACAAAUGUGUAUGCUUACAUUUCAAUAAUCGCCCUCUUGUUUUGCAUCCCUCCAGCAGUAUUGAUCGAGGGCCCUCAACUGAUCCAAUAUGGUUUCAGAGGUGCAAUUGCAAAAGUAGGAUUAUUUAAGUUCAUUACUGACUUGUUCUGGAUUGGAAUGUUUUAUCAUCUGUAUAACCAGGUUGCCACAAAUACUUUGGAACGAGUUGCACCACUUACACAUGCUGUUGGAAAUGUGUUGAAGCGAGUUUUUGUCAUUGGGUUCUCCAUUGUUGUAUUUGGCAAUAGAAUCUCCACUCAAACUGGAAUUGGUACUGCAAUAGCCAUUGCAGGUGUUGCAAUUUACUCCCUUAUAAAGGCUAACAUGGAAGAACAAAAACGGCUCAAAAAGUUGUGAAUUUAGAGUUGGUCACAAUCGGUUGAUGCUCUUUUAAGAUAAGAAAACUACUUUACCCUUGUUUCAAUCUAUAUAUAUAUCUAUAUUAUGAUGAUUUGAGAUCUAGAAGAGGGUAGAGUUAGGGUAUGUACAUAUAAAUUUAGUCAGAAUGGUUCACGUUCUCUUGCUUUAUUCUUUUUUCCUUUGUUUUCUAGUGACGUGUAAUCGCCAUCUAUCAUGUAGAACUACCCUUUCACUAUUUAUCAGGCGGUUAUUUAAUGUCCUCCGACGUUUGUGCUAACAUGAUCUUGAUGUGGAGAGGUCUGUUCUCCACCUCCGACGUUUGUGCUAACAUGAUUUGAAUUAGGAGGGUUUAUUCCCUUCGGACCCAUUAAGUUUAAUGGGCUGGAUCCUUUUCUGUUGGGUCUGAACCCCUAUUUUAUCCGAUCUGUCCGAAUGUGACCUGAGCUGCGUACUAAAGGAUAGAAUUGCGUAUUAAGCUGUAAUGAAUUACGGUCUGCCUUUCUUACGUAGGUUCGGAUAGCAGAGAUCCGUAGGUUCGGAUAGCAGAGAUCCGUACUAAAGGAUAGAAUUGCGUAUUAAGCUCUAAUGAAUUACGAUCUGCCUUUCUUACAUAGGCUCGGAUAGCAGUUGCUCGGAUAGCAGUUGGAUUAGAGAUCCAACUGUCAUCCUAUUAUAUAGGAAUAUAAUAUAUUAGGAACAUAAGAUAUUAAACCGCUGCUCUUAUUUUCUUAUGCAUUUAUUUUCUAUUUAUUUAUCUUAAUAAUAAAAAAAAUUGUCAUAUAAGCUUAAUCACUUUACAUAUAGAUAGCAAUAACUUGAGAAAAUUUUAUUAAACACACGGUAUAAAUCAAUUGCCAUAAAUAUUUAGUAAUCAGUAACAACUAUUAGUUACUUCCAAUGGUUAAAAUCAAACAGAAUCAUAUAUUAUAUAUUAUGGAAUAAAAAUAAGAGUUCACUAUUUAUAUUAAUAUCAUUUAAAGUUCUUUUCUUGUAUUAUCUAUUUACUAUCAUCAGCUAGAAUAAUUUUAAAUUUAGAAAUAACAUCAUUUAAAUAAUAUCUUUCCUUGUAAACUAUUUUAAUUCUAAAUAGUUUACCCUAUUUAUAUAAUAUCAUUUAAUUUAAAUUUUUAAAAAUUUGGCCAAAAAAUGUAGUUUACCCUUAUAAAAUUUUAAUUCAAAUAAUUUUAAUUAUUUCUAAGGAGCAUUCAAUCAUUAUCUUGUCACGAUAGAUAACAAAGGGAAGGGAAGGGCAGGAUAACAUGCCUCGGUUGGGAUUACUUCAACUUUUGAUUUCAUAUUAGAGCACACUUGAAUAUGAUUCACUAACCAGAAGUUUUGUCAUCAACCAAGUUGUCUUUUUUUUUAUUAUUAUUAUUAAAAUUAGAAAAGUUUCGUUAAAAGGUUAAGCAGUACAACUCAAGAGAUAAAGCACAAGCACAAGCCAAGACCUUGAAAACCAUAACUAAGAAGGACAAGAGUUUUUAAGACCCAAAACAUAACAACCUAAUGGAGAACAGACCUAAAAACUCAUACCUGACAGACCUGAAACAUGAUCCAGAUUAUAUUACAGUAAGAGCCGCACUUCAUCUCCAACAGCUCCGAUCGCCGUUAGCUCCCACAACAAUAGCCAGAGGCUUUAAAACACAUACUGAAGAAAGAGAGAGCAAGAGAUCGGUCACAUGCAGCAAA
This is a messenger RNA of Manihot esculenta (cassava), 3214 nucleotides long. RefSeq names its product triose phosphate/phosphate translocator, chloroplastic. Gene Ontology annotation, biological process: transmembrane transport. Gene Ontology annotation, molecular function: antiporter activity. Gene Ontology annotation, cellular component: Golgi apparatus; membrane. The transcript has 12 exons. Lineage: Eukaryota; Viridiplantae; Streptophyta; Magnoliopsida; Malpighiales; Euphorbiaceae. The record is from RefSeq and is a predicted model, not a curated record. The coding region runs from base 269 to 1522 and encodes 417 amino acids.